Messenger RNA from Manis pentadactyla (Chinese pangolin), 3186 nucleotides. Its product is annotated as keratin, type II cytoskeletal 5-like. Gene Ontology annotation, molecular function: structural constituent of skin epidermis. Gene Ontology annotation, biological process: intermediate filament organization; keratinization. The transcript is spliced from 9 exons. The coding region runs from base 59 to 1648 and encodes 529 amino acids. NCBI's taxonomy places the organism in Eukaryota, Metazoa, Chordata, Mammalia, Pholidota, Manidae. The record is from RefSeq and is a predicted model, not a curated record. Gene Ontology annotation, cellular component: keratin filament.
AGGCUACUCAUUCCUUUGACAUUUUCACUCCUCCGGCCCUCUGGCACCAGCUCCCACCAUGACCCAGCGAUCCUCUGUCACCAUCAAGUCAGGGGGCACUCGGAACUUCAGUGCUUCCUCAGCCAGCCUCCUCCCAGGCUGCCGGCCCAGCUUCAGCUCUGUCUCCAUGUCCCAGAGCGGGAAGAGUUUUGGGGGUGGCUUUGGAGGUGCAUUCGGGACCAGGAGCCUCCACAGCCUUGGGGGUAGCAAGAGAAUUUCAGUCAGCGGGGGCUACUGCCCCAGCCGGGCCAGCCUUGGGGGUGCUGGCUAUGGGCUGGGUGUCGGGGGCAUAGGGUACAGGGUCGGGGGAGCCUGCGUUGGUUAUGGAUUUGGAGGUGGGGUGAUGCCUGGCGCUGGGGGUAUCCAGGAGGUCACUGUCAACCAGAGCCUCCUGACACCCCUCCACCUGGAGAUUGAUCCCUCCCUCCAGCGGGUGCGGAAGGAGGAGAAGGAGCAGAUCAAGACUCUCAACAACAAGUUCGCCUCCUUCAUUGACAAGGUGCGGUUCCUGGAGCAGCAGAACAAGGUCCUGGAGACCAAAUGGAGCCUCCUGCAGGAACAUAAAACCACCAGGGCCAACAUCGAGCCCAUGUUUGAAGCCUACAUCAGCAACCUGAGACGGCAGCUGGACAGCCUGGGCGGAGAGCGGACGAGGCUGGAGACGGAGCUGAAGAACAUGCAGGAGGUGGUGGAGGAUUUCAAGAACAAGUACGAGGAAGAAAUCAACAGGCGCACUGUGGCAGAGAAUGAGUUCGUGGUGCUCAAGAAGGACGUGGAUGCUGCCUAUAUGAACAAGGUCGAGCUAGAGGCCAAGGUGGACGCCUUAAUGGAUGAGAUCAACUUCCUGAGAGCUUUCUACGAUGCGGAGCUGGCCCAGCUGCAGGCCCAGAUCUCUGAAACUUCCGUCAUCCUGUCCAUGGACAACAACCGCAAGCUGGACCUGGACAGCAUCAUCUCUGAGGUCAAGGCCCAGUACGAGGACAUUGCCAACCGCAGCCGGGCUGAGGCCGAGUCCUGGUACCAGACCAAGUAUGAGGAGCUGCAGCGGUCGGCCGGCAGGCACGGGGAUGACCUCCGCACCACCAAGAUGGAGAUCUCGGAGCUGAACCGGGUGAUGCAGAGGCUGCGCUCUGAGAUUGACAACCUGAAGAAGCAGUGUGCCGCACUCCAGGCCGCCAUUGCUGAUGCUGAGCAGCGUGGGGAGCUGGCCCUCAAGGACGCCAAGCACAAGCUGGCUGAGCUGGAGGACGCCCUGCAGAAGGCCAAACAGGACAUGGCCCGGCAGCUGCGGGAGUACCAGGAGCUCAUGAACGUCAAGCUGGCCCUGGACAUCGAGAUCGCCACCUACCGCAAGCUGCUGGAGGGCGAGGAGUGCAGACUGACCGGAGAAGGUGUUGGACCUGUGAACAUCUCCGUGGUCUCCUCCUCGGGGGGCACAGGCUACAGCGGGAGUGGCGGCCUCUGUGCGGGUGGAAGCGGCUACAGUGGAGGCCUUUGCUACAGCGGCAGCGGCUUCAGUUCCACCAGUGGCCGCAGCAUGAGCGGCAGCAGCUCCAGCAUGCGCAUCAUCUCCAAGACAUCUUCCACCAAGAAGAGCUACAGGAGCUAAAGGCCCUGCCUGCCUCGGCUGCCUCCUCUCUCCUCUUGAUUCCCACCUAAGGCCUGUUGCUUUGCUGACGCCCCAUGCACAUGCAGGAGGCACAGGGAGCAGGCAGUGAGUGGCCCAUGAGUCCUAAGGUCACCUUCUCCAUCCCUCUGCCUCCAGACAGGUCCCCAUGGAGGUAUGCCCCUCACUUCCUAUCCCAGGGCCCUCCCACAGGCAUCCAUGCCAACUAACACUAACUCAACUGCUGUGCCAAGACUAGAGCUGGGACUUGCCUCAGUAGCUUCCAGAAUAGGGGUGCAGUAGGGUCUUCCUCCUUCUGCCCAACUCAGACCCACUGCAAUGCCACUGGGGGACUUAGAAUUGGACUUGGUGCCCCAAAUAAGUUGACUGUAGUCCAUGCCAGAGUCUACACCCUGUGUGCUUCUCACAGCAGACAGACCAUUUUUCCUGUAGGUCCCCUCAAACGAUUGCAAUCCCCUCACUUCCUUCCCUCUUGGCCUUGCCCAAAUCCCCAGCCACUUCUCCUGACAACUCCCACCAUCAGAAUAUUUGAAAGAGCAAUCAACGCCCUUCAGAAUAUUACCAACUUGAUCAUUCAUACUAGGAUGGAAUCUCCAUGGCCUGGAGCUAAAUUCCAUGAUAAAUCAUAGCCAAAUUCCUUCCAAAUCUGUCAUCCCUAACAGAAAUGUCCCACGGAUGAGUGGGAGGAAAGGACGCUCCCGGGAGAGGGGGCCGCAGCCACACCAGGAGGAGGGACCACUUAGCCAGCGUCAGAACCGCCCUGGGAGAGCCUCCUGCGAUGGUCCUCCAGGCCGGAGCUUCUCUCUCCUCUGCUAGCCUCAUCUCUCUUCGGGAAACUUUUCUUUCCAUUUCACCUACCCGUUCACCUUCGCUCCUUUUCCUACCCAUCCUUUACCACCUUGUGAGUCUCCCUUCUAAGCUCCCUCCUCCCCUCUCUUUUAUUUCCCUCUUUUCUUCCUCUCCCACUCAUCCGUUUGGCAGUGUAUGUCCUGCUCUCUCUCUCGCCUGACCUUUCUUUUUCUCUCUCUCUGUCUCUGACAUGCCUGUGGUGUGGAUUCACUGGUCGCCAGCUCUAGCUAGAACUGAACCUCUUUAAGGCAGCCCACUAAAGUCUCUGCCCCACGGGCAAGGCCUAGGAGAGCAGACUCUGUUAGGAAGACAGGUAUGUCCUCCCUCCCUCCCUCCAAGAGGAUGCGUUCUCAGGCCCGGGAAGGAAGCAGAGGGAGGGCCGCAGUGGAACAGGGAGUGGGGUAGGCACACAUAUCUUCCCGAGGCUGUUCUUCAUGCAGUGGCUUGAAAAGUUGUAAGCUCUCAAAACACCUGCCAUAUAUUCAAGACCAAAAUGCAUUCCAAAGGCAAGGAGGGGCUGGCUGCUGCACCACUGACAUGAAGACAGGAGAGUUCACAACUUCAGAAAAGUCACUCCUACUCUGAUCGUUUCAAACCCUUCGGAAUUGCCUGCUCCCUGUGCCUGCCUGUUUCCUGAAAUAGCUUCAAUAAAAUGUCACCAAGCUUUCCAG